GCUGAACACAGAUAUUGCCGGACAAAAAUCCAUUUGCACAGCGUUCCUUGUGGGUGACUGCAAGAAAAAGGGAUGCAAACAGGUCCACUCAGAUCUUCCUUACAUAUGGCAGGUGAAGCUCUGGGAUGAGUGGAGGAAGUUUUCAUGCCAAGAAACUGUCGAAGAACUGUUUUCCAAACCAGAUAAGAAUGCAACGAAUCAAAUUUUGUACAAUGAUUUGACAGGGGACUGUAGGUCUGCUACAUUCAAUAUUAUAUUCGAACCCCUGCACGCCACGUGUAUUGACUCAACCGGUAAAAGAACGAUUAUCGAAGUUCGCAGAUUAUCGACAAAAUCAUAUGCGUUCGGGAAAGCGCUAGGCUCAGAACCGUUCAGAACUGAAUGGAGGUGGUACUUAGAAUUUACUCCCGGCGAAUGGCACCUUAUGGAACCGGAUUAUCUCCAACUGACGGUGGAGACAAAAUAUUUAGCGAAGCAGGUAACAUGGCUGUAUACGCGAGAGAACUUUAAAUCAAAGUACCAACUGAACUUUGAUCGCAAUGAUCAGUUAAACCUUGGCUCUCAAGUCUGCAGAAAUAUUCGACGAAGACCGCUGUUUGUUUCAGAAAAUGACGUGAAACAGCAAAUAAGCCCAAGCAAACUAACUGCUACGCCGUCGGCGCAAGUAGACCUUCCGUGCGGAUGGGUACCAUGGGACUACUUUCAAUCGUUUGAAUGGGUGAAACUCUCCUUGAAAGACGAUGAUUAUAAGCGGGUUUCGGAGAAUUUCUAUAAGACGCUGGAUCCAAGCAAACAGAUCAUAGACGAUAUCUUCCGUGUACAGAAUCAUGUGUUGUGGUCAACAUUCAGCAAUCACUUGGAGAGGGUAAUGAAGCCAAAGAAGAUACGACUUGGCGACCUUUCCCCGGUGACUACGCUGGACCUGUAUCAUGGCACCGACAACCUGGAAGCCGUGCGAGGCAUCAGCAUCAACAACUUCGACUCGAGGACGUCGGGCAAAAACAUGACGCGAUUCGGCGACGGAGCAUACUUCGCAACAGACGCCAAGUACUCGCAUGAAUACACCAAAGGUCCGCACAGGUUUAUGUUCCAAGCCAAGGUGUUGGUCGGAGAAGCCACAGAAGGGAAACCAGAAUAUCGACGACCACCAAGCAGGCCGGGCAUGGAUCAUGAGUUGUAUGACUCGUGUGUGGAUGUGCUGAAGAAUCCGAGGACAUAUGUCUUGUUUGAGAAAGCCCAAUGCUACCCGGAGUUCAUCAUACACUACCACAGCAUCGGCGACCUGAAGAACACACCGGCUCAAGAUGCUACUGAACUUACGUCUUGUUGCCUGUUGUAGAGCGUAAAGACAUAGUUAGACAUAUAGUUGAACUCAAAGAUUGUAAAUCAUGGCUGAUAAUAGCUUUGUUAGUUUAAGACAGGUAAAUGAAAGAAAUGUAGCAUUGUUCCCGUGUGGAAUUGUUAAUUAUGAAAAUAAGACAUUGCGAUUUAUUAAAGGUUAACUUAACGUUUUUGAAAGAAUACUUUUAGAUUUUUGAUUAUACUUAUUUAUAAAUUGAUAUUGUUCCAAACAGUAAUGUGUUUAGGUUUCACUUAACAUUGAUGCGAUAAUUUGUGAUUUUUGUUAGAUUGUUAUUGAUUAACACAUGCGUUUUUUCUCAAACUAAAGAACGUGUAUCCGGAACUGCUGUAAAUACUUAAACAAAAUAGUAAACAUAGUGUUUGUGUGUCUUCAAGUGUUGUCUGGAUCUGUUUUACGAAAUAUAUAUAUAGUCCUAAUAUUUGCAUUUCUGCUUAUGUUUGUUUUGUUCUUUAGUUGUUAUGAUUGUGUUGUUCAUAUGUUCUAUUUAAACUAAAGAAAUAUGUGUAAUUGAGUGAAUCGAUUCUGCCCAACUGAAAAAUAACGUAGUGUUCGUUAGCAUUCAAAGGGUAUUAUAAAAGUUGAUAUCUUUUGCGAAUUUAUAUACAUUUUUUUCUAUGAGCUUAAAUAUUGAAGUUGUUUUUCAAUCACUGUUUUGAGUGGCCGUAUAAUUGUAUUUGGUGUAUAUAUAAACAUGCAAAAUUACUUAUAAAAUAGAAAAGCACAAAAAGAGAAAAAAAUAAACAGGAACAAUUAAAAUAGUCCUGUCAUCAAUAAUUUACAUGUAUAACUAUUGAUUUUUUAUAACCAUUAAUUUGUUCAAUGUAUGUUCCAUAUGAUGUUACAAACUGUUAUAUGAAGGUGUAUUUGUUUUAUUACAUUAUUAUUAAUUGUUUGUAAUACAGUGUUGUAAAUACCGUGACACGCGAGUUUAAGAGAAAAAUUCAUUGCAGUCUAUAGUUAAUAUAUAAACUACUUCACGUUAAAGGGGGGUGUAUGAUACUUUUCAGUAAUGGUCUACAUCUUAUCGAGUUAAAAGGGGGAACGCGUACAUGCCGAAAAUUGUCUUCAUGAUAACAGGUUUAAUGGUAUUAAUCUUGCAUAACGGUUGUUGUCUUUAUUUAUAUGAAUAAAGGGGUGAAGGGCAGAAAUGUUCUGCAUGUCAAUGCCAAUGGCAUUACGGACGAAAACGAGUCAAAUGUGAAAUAUCAGGGGAAAAAAAGGAGUGUAUAGUGCAAUAAUGCAUUAUUGAGUUUGACCAAAUGAAAAUGGAAUAGAUAAACGUGAACUAUUUUUAUGCGAAAGAAGGCACAUCUCGCAUUUUGCUGUAGUCGAGAAAAUUUGGUGGAGGGGUGGGGUGGGGGGUCUUACAUGUAAUUGUGGUAAACGGAAAUUGUUUUAAAUUAUACGAUUUUAUAAGUUAAGAAAAGUAUAUAUUUAAUUACAUUAAUUGUUGUUAUGUAAACAAAUGCAAGGGGUGAAAUAGAAUGCUUUAAAGCAUAGUUGAAAUAAAAAUUUAGUGCAGUGGGAUGUAUAAUGCAUUAUUGAAUAUGUCUUGCAUUAUUCUUCGCGUUCGAUGUGAAUGAAAGGUCAUCUUGUUAAUCCAGGGACCCAUGUUUAAGCAGCGUUUACCUAAGCGCGAAUGUUCUAGAAUGUUCUAGACAUGCACUGCCGAUGUACAGUACAUGCAAACGUGUUUUUGAAGAAACUACUGUCUUACAUGCAUACAGAUUGAGCAGUAGUACAGUAGUUAUUAUUAUGCAUUUAUUUGUCGGCAGUUCUAUGUCAUAUAAUUGGCUGCCUACGACAAACAGGUGCGCUGAUAAUACAGCCACAAAAAGGCGAAUGUAUCGAAAACAAAGCCUAUUAAAAUACAAAAUACUUACGCUUUUGAUGCAACUACAAAGAGGCGAAUGCAGCGUAAACAUCGCAUAUUUGUGUCUUGUUCUGGGAAAACUGGGCAAAAUGCAUGUGCGUAAAGUGUCGUCCCAGAUAAGCCUGUGCACUGCGCACAGGCUAAUCAGGGACGACAUUUUCCGCUUUAAUGGUAUUUUUCGUUUAAAGGAAGUCUAGUUUAAGCGGAAAGUGUUGUCCCUGAUUAGCCUGUGCGGACUACACAGGCUAAUCUGGGACGACACUUUACGCACAUGUAUUUUGCCCAGUUUUUUUCAGAACAAGACACAUGUUAAAAAUUACCAAAACUCUUGCGCUGAUAAUACAGUUGCAAACAGGCGAAUCAAGCGUUAAAAAAACUCAUCACGAGUUGAAAGCAAACGCUUUUUAGAUUUAUUGUUGAUCGUUAUGCAUAAUCAUUUGAAAUAGUAUUGAUGUUGGUGAUUGCUAUGAGCGAAUUAUAUGUGGAUUUUAUUAUAUAUCGUAUAGAACGCGCUUUUAAGAAGAAAGUAGUCCAAAAUGUAAAGCGCGCUCGUACGGGCUUUGAUAUUUUAUAAAGAAAUAUGAAAGUAAUUAUUGUUUGACAUAUUUGCACACAUCUUGCACGAACAACAUGAUGAACCUAGUGUUGUUAGUUUCUUUGGAUUUCUGCUGUGUACUCCAAGAAAUUACACAUUCAUUAGAAAUCCAUUGAAAUCAAUCAUUUUGCUUGAUUUGAAAGACGUUUCAAAUGCCAUUUCUGAAUGUAAUACGUAUAUUUGAAAUUUAUUUUUCAUUUUUGGGUACUUUAAGCUGAUGCUGGCAUGUGUUAACAUGUUCGUUUACCUCCGGUAGUGAGCUAUUAUUUUACCUGUGGGUACUUUGUUGUUGUUGUACACUCAACAAAAAUAUAUUUGUGUUAUUAUAUUAUACUAGUAUGUGACCGAAGGCACGUUUUUGCUGAUUUUGCCAUGAAACUGAAACGGAAAACAUUAAACUGAAGUUAAAACGCAUCAAAUGGAAAUUAAUGAAAAUUGAUUAUUUUCCGUUAUGUCUUAUUUAGGACGUUUGAACUGUAAGCGUUGGUUAUUCAUGCAUGUGGUUCUACCACAAUAUUGAACAAUUCGUAAUUGCUUCAUUAUGCCACAGCUGAUAUUUUUAUUCAAAGUUGUUUGUUUAUUCGGCAUUCUGUCUUUUGGUCAAAUACAUCUUAAUAAAUAAAUAAAAAAUUGCUCUUGAUGUCAUAUAAAUUGUGUAAAGUAUGUAUGAGUUACUUAGUUUCCUUCUGUAUGAAAAUCCUCUGCGAAUGAAUUCAUUAGAGACAUUUUGAUUUGUCAUUUUGUAAUACGACAAUGGAACUAUGUUUGUGUUUAUUAACGUUGGUAUGUUGUUCAGAAAUAUCCAUGUAAAAAUGGAUUAUGUUUGCUUCAUGUAUGUAAAGAGUACGUCUUUAUUGUUUUUUCAUUAGAUUCUUUAAGUGUGAAAUAUUGAUUGUCUUAUUUGCAAAAGUGAUUGUUACAAAACUGUUUUAGUUAAAGACAUACAGUAUAUAACUUUUAAGCGUUAGAAUGGUUUCUAUGGUAACUCUUAAGAAAAAUGUUUAAAAAAUAAAUUCCUAUUCAUAUAUCAUUAUAUCAUAUGAAUGAGUGUGAUAUCUCUCUCGUGCAAAAUGAACAAAGUUAUUGUUAUAAAUCAAUAAGCUUGGCUGCAAGCGAUCUUGGCUUUUUUCCCUGGCUAUAUAGAGAUUAUAAUACGCAGUUAUUUAUGCUUUAACCAUUCCGCUUUAUUUGCCUUUAUCAAGUAAAGAGCAUCAGAAGUGAAACUACGUUUUUGAAUUAAUUAAUUUAACCAGCUAUAUUGAUUGUCUUAUUUCUAGAUUUAUAACCUUAACAGACGUGAAUUCAAUUUAAUACUUUUAAAACUAAUUGUAAUUUGAUCGUUGUCUUCAUGUGAACUAAGACCGAUAAGGAUUGAUAAUGCUGGACUGAAUAAUUGAUAAUUUACCUUGUUUUCUUAUCGUAAAGAAAAUGUGUGAUAAGCAACUGAUUUAAUACUUCAAUUAACCCAUUUAUGCCCAGUGGACUCUCCCAUCCUUCUAAAUUGGAUCAAUUUAUUUCUAAAAUUAGGGGUGCCAAGUAUAUUUAUUUCUAUAUUUAGAAUAUUUCAUAAAGAAAUUCAUUUAAGCAAACAGCGCAGACCCAGAUGAGACGCCGCAUUAUGCGGCGUCUCAUCUGGGUCUACGCUGUUUGCAAUGUCCUUUUUUCAGGACGCUAGGCAUAAAUGGGUUAACUAUUCAAAGCAGACACAUAGAUUGCUACAUUACUUGUGCAAACUUAUUUCCAUUAGCCAGCAUUAAGAAAUAAGAAGCAUAAACAAGUUAAAAAAACAACAACAACUAUCUACGCAUUUUUUCUUAAACUAGACGACUACCUACAAAGCCAAUGCCAUUCAUUGAGGUAAAACAUCAAAACACAGCACUUAGUCAAUGUGACUGACUCAAGCUCUACCAUCAAAUUGCUUUGAAGUAUUUAUAUAUAAAGAAACUAUUUACAAAAAUAGCAUUAAGAAUAUAUACUGAACAGAGAACAUUUUGAUGAACGGUUUGAAAUUCUUCACGGGUCAUUGUAUGUACACCUAUUUUAGAAUUCAUAGAAAACAUCUUUUUUUCAUGUCAGCUUAAGAGUAUGUUUAAUCUUUAAACGGGGAAUCUGUCUCAAAUACCAUAAAUAACUACAUGUCGGUUAUAAUCAUAUAUUUAUCAGAUCAUACAAUAAGCAUAUUUUAUGUUAUCACAUGUACACAUUUUAUAUUGCAAUUUUGAUUUAGAAACUAUGUAGGUUUUGGUGUGUUUGUGUGCGUUGUAUUUUGUUUGUUUUUCUUUUGGUUCUAUUACACGAGUUACCUUAAUAUCAUUAUAUUAGCAGGCAUGUUUUAAGGGUAAUCGCUUCCCACAAUUGCACAUGUAUUUUGGUAAAAUGGUUUAUUUUUUAUUUUAAGUAAAUUCUUUCGUUGGUAAACAUGAUGUAGUUUAAUUAACCACUAAGAGUUGAGUGUUAAUCACCAACCUAAUAAUUGGUAAUUUGUUUAAAGUAAACACAUUCUUAGUUAUUAAAACCAUUUAUAUUUUAUAGCAAGAACAUUAUUAAUGAAUUUCAUCGUUCGAGAGAUGGUAGAACUAAUCUGUGAAUUUUAGCUCUACUGGCCGAAAGCCUGAAGAGCUUAUGUCAUGGCGUGGUUUCCGUCGUCCGUCCGUGCGUGCGUGCGUGCGUUAGACUUUUUCUUGUUUACGCGAUUAAGUCCACAGUUUUCAUCCGAUUCUUUUCAAACUUGUUCAGUGUCUUUAUAUUAAUGAGGACUCGAACCCUAUUGAAAAUGGGUUACAUCAGAGUAAAAAAGCCAGAAUUAUCUCCCCUUGAAUUUGAGAAAAUUGUGAAAUAAGGCUUGUUUACGCAAUAAAGUCCACAGUUUUUAUCCAAUUAUUUUCCAACUUGCACAGUGUCUUUAUCUGAAUGAUGAGUCAAACCCUAUUGAAAAUGAGCAAUAUUGGAGUUAUAAGUCCAGAAUUAUCUCCCCUUGAAUUUGAGAAAAAAAAUGAAAAUUCAGUUGUUUUUUAUGUGAUAAAGUCCAUAAUUUUCAUCCAAUUCUUGGCAAACUUCCACAGUGUCUUUGUAUCAAUGAGGACUCAAACCCUUUUGUAAAAAGAGCAAUAUCGAAGCAAUAAUUCCAGAAUGACUCCCCCUUAUAUAUGAGAAAAUUUUGAAAUCCCGCUUGUUUACUCAAUUAAUUCCACAGUUUUCAUCCGAUUAUUUCCAAAUUUGCACAGUAUCUUUAUAUCAAUGAGGACUUAAACCCUAUUGAAUAUGAGCAGUAUCGGAGAAAUAAGUACACAAUAAUCUCCCCUUGAAUUUGAGAAAAUUCAAACGUGUUCAGUGUCUUUAUAUUAAUGAGGACUCGAACCCUAUUGAAAAUGGGUUACAUCAGAGUAAAAAGUCCAGAAUUAUCUCCCCUUGAAUUAGAGAAAAUUGUGAAAUAAGGCUUGUUUACGCAAUUAAGUCCACAGUUUUCAUCCAAUUAUUUUCCAACUUGCACAGUGUCUUUAUCUGAAUGAUGAGUCAAACCCUAUUGAAAAUGAGCAAUAUUGGAGUUUUAAGUCCAGAAUUAUCUCCCCUUCAAUUUGAGAAAAAAAACUAAAAAUUCAGAAAUUUUUAUGUGAUAAAGUCCAUAAUUUUCAUCCAAUUCUUGGCAAACUUCCACAGUGUCUUUAUAUCAAUGUGGACUCAAAUUCCAGAAUGACUCCCCCUUAUAUAUGAGAACAUUUUGAAACUCCGCUUGUUUUCGCAAUUUAUUCCACAGUUUUAAUCCAAUUAUUUCAAAAUUUUUACAGUAUCUUUAUAUCAAUGAGGACUUGAACCCUAUUGAAUAUGAGCAGUAUCGGAGAAAUAAGUACACAAUAAUAUCCCCUUGAAUUUGAGAAAAUUCUCCUUGUUUGCGCGAUUAAUUACACAGUUUCCAUCUUAUUCUUUCCAAACUUGCACAGUGUUUAGAGCCGUAAAGCGAUUCAGGCCCUUAUGGGCCUCUUGUUUCAACUAGUAUGUGCACUAUAUGCUUUAAACCUGUAUCUGCUCUUUUCGUCUUAAUAAAAUAUGAUACGUCGUUA
Dreissena polymorpha is the source of this 7889-nucleotide messenger RNA. RefSeq names its product protein mono-ADP-ribosyltransferase TIPARP-like. The record is from RefSeq and is a predicted model, not a curated record. NCBI's taxonomy places the organism in Eukaryota, Metazoa, Mollusca, Bivalvia, Myida, Dreissenidae. Gene Ontology annotation, molecular function: NAD+ poly-ADP-ribosyltransferase activity. The coding region runs from base 425 to 1339 and encodes 304 amino acids. The transcript has 6 exons.